AUGAAUUCUCCUGAGCCUUCUCAAUGUCCUGACAAGUUUACCAUUGCUCUGUUUGGAGAGAAAGCUGAUUUUGUGAGAAAGAUUGAUAAUAUAAUUCUCAAAGGAACCAACCCUGCAAUGACAAAUGUGAACAACUUUGUUGAGAGAGAGAAUGACUUGUACAGAAUCAUCAGCACUGUUGAUUUUUUUGAAAAAUGUCAUCAACACGACAAGCUGAUUAUUGAUUUCAUGGCACUUUCUGAUCCUGGGCCUGAUCUCUUCAUACUGGCAAUCGAUGCAGAAAACGACCAAGAAGAUAAUGUUCUGGCUCAAAUACUUAAACUUCAAAAUAUCUUUGGAGCCAAUGUCAUACAAAGUUUAAUUAUAAUCUUAGAAAACAAAAAGAGCCGUGGUUUACUGGAGAAUGUGAAACAAAUGUUCUAUAUCCAGAUGGAAAUUGUAGAUGAAACUAAGACUGUUCAGUGUUUAUGCCGCAAGUCAUUCCGGUUUGACUACAACAGCUGCAGUAAGGAUGUUGUGGAACAGCGGAAAAAUGAUCUGAAACACACAAGAAACACAAAGGUUCCACCUUAUAAUCCUGGGAGCAAAGAAGCCAGGAAUCAAAGCACAUCCAUCUCAGAGCAGACUGCCCCACCAGCAGAGGCACCUGGACAAGACAAAGGAGCAACUAAUCAAAAUACACCCAGCUCAGAGCAGCCUACCACACCGGCAGAAAAAGCACGUGUACAAGACAAAGUUCCUUCCAAAACAUCCAACCUGCUCAUAUCAUAUGAACUUAUGCACCCCCACAACAUCAGAGUUGCUGACUUUUGA
Neolamprologus brichardi is the source of this 813-nucleotide messenger RNA. The record is from RefSeq and is a predicted model, not a curated record. NCBI's taxonomy places the organism in Eukaryota, Metazoa, Chordata, Actinopteri, Cichliformes, Cichlidae.